Molecule: messenger RNA, 2635 nt
Organism: Vidua macroura (Pin-tailed whydah)
Lineage: Eukaryota; Metazoa; Chordata; Aves; Passeriformes; Viduidae
Gene: AGFG1
Product: ArfGAP with FG repeats 1
Exons: 13
Coding region: 253-1944 (563 amino acids)
Cellular component (GO): cytoplasmic vesicle
Molecular function (GO): GTPase activator activity
Source: RefSeq, a predicted model, not a curated record
CUCCCCCGAGCCGCGGCCCCCGCCGGCUCCCUCCCUCGCGGAGCCGCCGGUCCGCGUCAGCGGCCACCGCGCUCCCGCACCGGCCCGCCGCCAGGCGCCGGUUGUGCCCUCCCCGCCCCUUCCUCCCCUGUCUUCCCCUCACCCCCCCGCCCGCCCGGCCCCUCUCCCGCCGGCCGAGCCCCGGAGCGCCGCCGCCGCCGGGGUGUGAGCGGGGCCCGGCGCCGUGCCGGGCCGUCCCUCGCCGGCGGGGCCAUGGCCGCGAGCGCCAAGCGGAAGCAGGAGGAGAAGCACCUGAAGCUGCUGCGGGAGAUGAGCAGCCUCCCGCCCAACCGCAAGUGCUUCGACUGCGACCAGCGGGGCCCCACCUACACCGACAUGACCGUGGGCAGCUUCGUGUGCACCUCCUGCUCCGGCAUCCUGCGGGGCUUGAAUCCACCCCACAGAGUGAAGUCGAUUUCAAUGACUACGUUCACACAACAGGAAAUAGAAUUUCUGCAGAAACAUGGAAAUGAAGUGUGCAAACAGAUUUGGCUAGGCCUAUUUGAUGAUAGAUCAUCAGCAAUUCCAGACUUCAGGGAUCCACAGAAAGUAAAGGAAUUUCUACAGGAAAAAUAUGAAAAGAAAAGAUGGUAUGUUCCUCCAGAGCAAGCAAAGGUGGUGGCAUCAGUCCAUGCAUCCAUAUCGGGGUCUUCUGCCAGUAGUACAAGCAGCACACCUGAGGUGAAGCCACUCAAAUCUCUCUUGGGAGAAGCUGCACCCACACUGCACUUAAACAAGGGCACACCUAGCCAAUCUCCUGUUGUAGUUCGAUCUCAAGGACAGCAGCAACAAGAAAAGAAACAAUUUGACCUCCUCAGUGACCUUGGCUCAGAUAUCUUUGCUGCUGCUCCUCCUCAGUCAACUGCUACAGCGAAUUUUGCGAAUUUUGCACACUUCAAUAGUCAUACAGCGCAGAACUCUGCCAAUGCAGGUUUUGCAAACUUUGAUGCAUUUGGACAGUCUAGUGGCUCGAGUAAUUUUGGAGGUUUCCCCACAGCAAGUCAGUCUCCUUUUCAGCCCCAAAAUACAGGUGGAAGUGCUGGAUCAGUGAAUGCUAAUUUUGCUCACUUUGAUAACUUCCCCAAAUCCUCCAGUGCUGAUUUUGGAUCCUUCAAUGCUUCUCAGAGCAACGCCACAGCAGCUGCAGCCAGUAAAGCUGCAGUGAAUAAACUGAAUCUUCAGUCAGCUGACAAAUAUGCAGCUCUUGCUAAUUUAGAUAAUAUCUUCAGUGCAGGGCAAGGUGGGAGUGAGCAGGGAAGUGGCUUCAGCACAGCAGUGUCCUCAGCAGGCCCUGCCUUGUCAGCCCCCAACCAGUCAAGUGCGUCUUCGGACAAGUACGCGGCGCUGGCGGAGCUGGACAGCGUGUUCAGCUCCACGGCCACCUCCAGCAACGCGUACACUGCCACCAGUAACGUCAGCAGCAAUGCUUUUGGAACAGUACCUGUAGCUGCUACUGCACAGACACAGCCUGCAUCUUCAAGCGUGCCUGCUCCAUUUGGAGCAACACCCUCCACAAAUCCAUUUGUAGCUGCCCCUGUUGCCCCAGUGGCACCUUCAACAAAUCCAUUCCAGACCAAUAGCCGAGGAGCAACAGCAGCAACAUUUGGUACUGCAUCCAUGAGCAUGCCGGCAGGAUUUGGAACUCCUGCCUCCUACAGUCUUCCUACUAGUUAUAGUGGCAACUUCCAGCAGCCCACCUUCCCAACCCAGGCAGCUUUCCCUCAACAGACUGCUUUUGCUCAACAGCCAAAUGGAGCAGGUUUUGCUACAUUUGGGCAAGCAAAGCCUGUAGUAACUCCUUUUGGACAAGUUGCAGCUGUUGGAGUAUCUAGUAACCCUUUUAUGGCUGGUGCACCAACAGGACAAUUUCCAACAGGAAGCUCAUCAACCAAUCCUUUCUUAUAGCCUUAUAGACACUUUACCCAAAAGAACUCUUAUGUGGUCACAUAACAUCUCUGCGCCUCUUGCACUGUUGUCUUGUUUCACUGAUAUUAGCUUUAAACACAAAAGAAGUCUUUAAGAAGUAAAAAUAAAAGCCUGCAUUGUGUACCUUUAAAAAGUUUCAAAAAGGAAAAAAAAACACCUGAUACAAAAAACAAGAAAACCAAUCCCCCACCAGGUAAUAACGUGCAAAACAGAGGGCUGUGGUAACAUCCUUGAACCUGUGAGCUGGCAGGUAAAAAGUAGCGGUAUCAUGUGUAUUAAAAUUGGCUAAUAAGUUAUUGCAGAUACCACACUCAUUAUGCUGCAGUACUGUACAUAUUUUUCUUAGAAAAUAGCUAUUUGUGCAUAUCAGUAUUUGUAACUUUAACACAUUGUUAUGUGAAAAACGUUACUGGGGAAUAGAUCAGCCACUUUAAGGUGCUGUUGUAUCUCUUGGAAUGAAUGAGCUGCAUCAUUUUAACCAUUGAUAUUGGAAGUCACAAAGUUAAAUUGAAGGUUUGUUCAUUUCUCAAAAUGUUUUCCUUUCCUAAGAGCUCUUCUAUUUAUACAUGCCUAAAUCUCUAAUGUUAGAGGGAUACCUGUCUGCAUAAUAAAGCUGAUCAUGUUUUGCUACAGUUUGCAGGUGAAAAAAAAUAAAUAUUAGAAAAAAGAA